CCAGCGGCGGUGGAAUAUCAUCUAUUUGAUCAUUCACAAUCCAGUCAUUUUGAGACAGUCACAGCGAGUGCUUGGUUAACUCUUGGGUAAGAUUUUGCAAUUUUGAGGGUGAUUUGAUCGUUUGGAAAGGUCAGGAAAGUGCAAUUAAGGAGUAAGAUGGAACCGGUUAAAAGCGUGUGUAAAUGUCCGGAAUUUGUGGGGGAUGUACUUGUGGCUAUUGCUAGUAGACGGGGAAUUACAAAGCCACGCUUUAGCUAUGAGAAUGGAUCAAACUAUGGUGACGGAUUUAUUGGAAUGGUAACUCGUGUGGUGAUUGUUGAUGAAGAUAGUGGCAUGGAAAUACGCCUCAUUUGCAAACACCUCAAGCACGAUCCCAACGACACGGACACCUUCACCAGCAUGGACAUGUUUAAGCGUGAGAUUUUCAUCUAUAGCCACGUGCUGCCGGAAAUUGUCCGUUUGCAGCUAGAGAAGAAUAUCCCAGCAGAUGAGGGCUUUUUCUCUUUUCCCAAAUGCCACUUUGCCCGUUUCAGUGAGCAAAAUCAGGAAGCAGCGCUCAUUUUCGAUGACCUCCGUUUUGAGGGCUACCAGAUGUUAGAGAAGCGCCAAAUUCCGGAUGUUGAGCACGUAAAAUUGCUAAUGAGACAAUUGGGACGACUCCAUGCAGUGUCAUUUGCUCUGCGUGAGCAGAAACCUGAGAUCCUCGAGCAGUUUAAGUGUCUGGAUGAUGUCCUGACCAAAUUAAUGAGGAGAAAAGUGAUGCAACCUCUAGCUGUGAAAAAUUGUCACCUAACACAGUCAAUACUGACUCCAGAAGAUGACAUGAAAAUCAGGGAAUUUUUCCAACGCUGGGAAUCAACAAUGUGGACAGAUAUUUCUGAAACAAUCCAUGGAGAAAAUGCCGAACCAUAUGCUGUUAUCAAUCACGGGGAUUGUUGGAUAAAUAACCUGAUGUAUCGACAUGAUGACCAAGAUAAACCCAGAGAAAUCUCAGUAAUUGACUGGCAAAUGUCUCGAUAUGCAUCACCAGUUCUGGACAUGAUCUACUUUACCUUCACGUGCACCAAUAAAUCCUUCCGAGAUCAACACCUUCACGCCUGCCUAAACCUCUACUACGACUCCUUCGCAGAACUUCUCCAGAAACUCGGAGGAGAUGCCUCGAGACAAUUUCCAAAAUCAGUUCUGGAAGAGCAUCUGAAGAAAUUUAUGAAAUUCGGAAUGGCUAUGUCAACUUUUACCACUCCCCUGGACACCAAAUACGUCAAUGGAUACACGUCUGAAGGAGAUUAUGUUUCUCUCAAUGAAAGCAACAGGAAACAUUAUGAAGAAAGAAUGCGCGGAAAUAUCAAUUACUUCUUCAGCCAUGGCUGCACGAACUAGAAAAAAAAUAAAGAUUUACCUUCUCUUCA
Molecule: messenger RNA, 1409 nt
Organism: Phlebotomus papatasi
Lineage: Eukaryota; Metazoa; Arthropoda; Insecta; Diptera; Psychodidae
Exons: 2
Coding region: 157-1380 (407 amino acids)
Source: RefSeq, a predicted model, not a curated record